Messenger RNA from Synchiropus splendidus (mandarinfish), 6037 nucleotides. It is a transcript of the gene plch2a, whose product is annotated as phospholipase C, eta 2a. Lineage: Eukaryota; Metazoa; Chordata; Actinopteri; Syngnathiformes; Callionymidae. The coding region runs from base 447 to 5189 and encodes 1580 amino acids. Gene Ontology annotation, biological process: phosphatidylinositol-mediated signaling; lipid metabolic process. The record is from RefSeq and is a predicted model, not a curated record. The transcript is spliced from 25 exons. Gene Ontology annotation, molecular function: phosphatidylinositol-4,5-bisphosphate phospholipase C activity; calcium ion binding.
GUCGCGACGGACACUAUUAGCAUCGCAAACCUUCAUCAAGGUACAGCGCUUGUCAGACAACAACCUGUGAGAUGUCACCAGCAGCUGAGCUGAAAGGAGGCCGAGGCCCAGUGAAAGGCAUGUCGAGGAGCUCUCCCGCAGCCAGGUGUACUGUAACCGCUGCAGACCAUCCCAUUAUGAGCCCACUCCCGUGUCUCCACUGUGUCUGUACUGGAUCAGCACUCAGCCACCUACGGAACCAGGAAACACAAAGUGGAUGUAGGUGGGACCACUUCACCUCAAAUGGACUGAAUACUCACGACGCUGGGACUUGUGGAAUUUGAACAGGUCACUGGGCCUGGUUCUGGAGCGAUGGAGUCAAUCAGGGGUACCGGUCUGAUAAUCUGAUCUGAGAGCAUAGUCACGUUCACCCCACGUUGGUGCGAAGUUCCUCUGCUCACCUGAACAUGGAGUCUGUAGCUGCCAGGAUGGCGAUGGUGACCGACUCCCCGAACUUGUCGCUGCGGUCCAGGACCACCGUGACGACAGAUGGAGACUCCUUUCUGAGUUCAGCAAGUCUUCCCUGCACUCACUUCCUGUCAGCCAACGUCAUCCAUGUUGUGGAGAAAUGUAUGAGCUCCAUGCAGAUGGGAACCCAGAUGGUGAAGCUCCGUGGCAGCUCCAAGGGACUGGUGCGCUUCUUCUUUUUGGACGAACACAAGUCCUGCAUCCGCUGGAGACCUUCGCGCAAGAACGAAAAGGCCAAAAUUUCUAUCGACUCCAUCCGAGAAGUCUGCGAAGGGAAGCAGUCGGAGAUUUUCCAACGCUACGCUGAGGGAAGUUUUGACCCCAACUGCUGCUUCAGCCUCUACUAUGGCGAACACAUGGAGUCCCUGGACCUGGUCUCCGGCACCGGCGAGGAAGCCAGAACCUGGAUCACGGGCCUGAAAUACUUGAUGGCCGGCAUCAGUGAUGAGGACAGCCUUGCCAAAAGGCAGCGCACCAGGGACCAAUAUCCUUUACCUGACCUGCCAACUGAUGAGGAGCUGCUGACAGCUAUUAGUCAUGUCUGUGGUGGCUAUUGCUUCCUUAACAGCGACAUCACAUGGCUGAAGCAAACCUUCACGGAGGCCGACAAGAACGGCGAUGGCAGCUUGAGCAUCAGCGAGGUCCUGCAGCUCCUGCACAAACUCAACGUCAAUCUGCCCCGACAGAAGGUCAAACAGAUGUUCAAGGAGGCAGACACUGAUGACAACCAGGGGACGCUCGGCUUUGAAGAGUUCUGCUCCUUCUACAAAAUGAUGUCCACUCGCAGAGACUUGUAUCUUCUCAUGCUCACCUACAGCAACCACAAAGACCACCUGGACACGGACGACCUUGCCCGCUUCAUGGAGACAGAGCAGAAGAUGACCAAAGUCAGCAAAGACCACUGCUUGGAGAUUAUCAACAAAUUUGAGCCGUGCUCAGAGAACCAGAAGCAAGGAGUUCUGGGCAUUGAUGGUUUUACAAAUUACAUGAGGAGCCCAGCCGGAGACAUCUUCAAUCCAGAGCACUACAACGUCCACCAAGACAUGAGCCAGCCGCUGUGCCACUACUUCAUCGCUUCAUCGCACAACACCUACCUGAUGGGGGACCAGCUCAUGUCCCAGUCCAGGGUGGACAUGUACGCCUGGGUGCUGCAGGCCGGCUGUCGCUGCGUAGAAGUGGACUGCUGGGACGGUCAGGACGGGGAACCCAUCGUUCAUCAUGGCUACACGCUUACCUCAAAGAUCCUCUUUAAGGACGUCAUUGAGACCAUCAACAAGUAUGCCUUCGUCAAGAAUGACUACCCUGUCAUCCUGUCUAUCGAGAACCACUGCAGCGUCCCCCAGCAGAAGAAGAUGGCCCAGUACCUGAUUGAUAUUCUGGGGGACAAACUGGACGUGUCCAACAUCAAAGCAGCCGAAUCUGGACGGCUGCCGUCACCAGAAACACUCAAGGGCAAGAUCCUAGUCAAGGGGAAGAAACUGCCCCCCAACAUAGAUGAGAAUGCAGAGGAGGGAGACGUGUCCGACGAGGACAGCGCCGACGAGAUGGAGGACGACUGCAAGCUGAUGAACGGAGAUACCACAGCCAACAGGAAACAAGUGGAGAACAUGGCCAAGAAGAAGUUGGACAACCUGAUGAAGGAGUCGAAGAUCCGAGACCGAGAAGACCCGGACAGCUUCACCAUCGCUGCUCUGCCACCUGCUGGGAAGGAUUCAGACACUGCUGGCUCAAAGAAUAAAGGGGAGGAUGGAGGCGACACAGCGGAUGAGGUCUGUGGGAACAAGCGCACGAGCCGAUCCUUCAUUGGGAGCUUCUCCAAAAGAAAGCAGAAAAAGUCGUCCAAGCUGAAGAAAACGUCCAGCUUUGAGGACACGGACACAGACCCGGAGAGCACCAGCAGCGCCUCCAAAGCUCCUUUACAUCACAAGAAGAAGAAAACCAUGAAGUUAUCCAGAGCUCUCUCUGACCUUGUCAAAUACACCCGCUCUGUCGGGCUGUACGACAUCGAGUUGCAAGCACAAGUGGGCUGCAGCUGGCAGGUGUCGUCGCUGAGCGAGACCAAGGCUCAUCAGGUGAUGCAACAGAAAGCCACCUCAUUCAUCCAGUUCAACCAGCGGCAGCUCUCGCGCAUCUACCCCUCGUCUUACCGGGUGGACUCUUCCAACUUCAACCCUCAGCCCUUCUGGAAUGCUGGCUGCCAACUUGUUGCACUCAACUACCAGUCCGAGGGGCGGGUGCUGCAGCUCAACAGAGCCAAGUUCUACGGCAAUGGCAACUGCGGCUACAUCCUCAAACCCUCCUGCAUGUGUGAAGGUGCCUUCAAUCCCAGUCUGGAGGACCCACUGCCGGGUCAGAUGAAGAAACAGCUGGUCUUGAAGAUCAUAAGUGGCCAGCAGCUGCCCAAACCUAAGGACUCCAUGCUGGGAGACAGGGGCGAGAUCAUCGACCCCUUCGUGGAGGUGGAGAUCAUCGGCCUCCCAGUGGACUGCUGCAAGGAGCAGACCCGCGUGGUGGACGAUAACGGAUUCAAUCCGAUGUGGGAGGAGACUCUGGUGUUCACAGUGCACAUGCCAGAGCUGGCGCUCAUCCGCUUCCUCGUGUGGGACCAUGAUCCCAUCGGCCAGGACUUCAUUGGACAGCGCACCAUCGCCUUCAACAGCAUGAUGCCAGGUUACCGGCACGUUUAUUUGGAAGGUAUGGAGGAGGCGUCCAUAUUUGUUCAUGUAGCUGUGAAUGACAUCACUGGUAAGGCCAAAGCAGUCAGCGGCAUAAAAGGCCUGUUUCACAGAAACCCAAAGCAGGCUUCCCUGGACAGCCAUGCUGCUGCACAGCAUAGCCGCAAGCAUCCGUUUGGCGCCCACCUCCUGCGCCGCACGGCCAGUGCACCCACCAAGGGUCAGCCCAAAAUCAAGAAGGGCUUUCCAGAGAUUGCCAUUGACACCAAAGACUACAGUUCAGAAGGUGCGAGUGAGGACGACAAGGCCUCUGCUGCUUCAUCCCACCAGCCCCCGACACCACAGCAACGCAACGGGGAUUCUCUAACAUCUCACCAAGCCAAGGGACCUCGGGAGCAUCCUGACACCAACGGGGCGUUUCACCCCAGUGAGGGGAAAGACUUUUCCACCGCGCAUGGACCAGCUACCCGUCUGCGUCUUGUACAUAAUUCCAAAGACGCUGGAAACAAACAUUCGAAUCAGGAAUCUUCUGUCUCCGCACCGCAGUCGCCACUCAGCCCAGUAAAGCCAGACUUCCUGUUCACCCCUCACGCCACCGGACAGCCGCAGAGCUCUGACAAAAACAGCGGAGACGAUAAGCAGGAGCUUUCAUCAGUCUCUGGCACGGAGUUGCCCCCUUCAGCUCAACCAUCCGUCACAUCACUUGGCACUCUGGACCCCCGCGCCAAGGACUGUGAUGGUCUAUCCAAGGAGUGCGUUCCCAAGCAGAGCAGUCAGCUGAGAGAUGGUGGUGGAGUAGAGUCAAAGACUGGUCUAGGUGUGGCACCCCUUCCGGCAGCAAUGUCCACAAGGGCCGCUGGAGUCCCUGCACUUCCAACAGGCCACGCCUCCAGAGGGCCACUCAUUCCCGUUCACAUGCCUGUAAGACGAACGAAAAGUGAGGGCCACGUUCUUUCGACCGGGCAGGUCCACUCGGCUACGCCGGUCGUGUGUACAGAUGCCACUAUGAAUGACCGCCUUUGGAGCAAGCUGGAGCCUGGCAGUCACAGAGACAGCAUGUCCUCCUCCUCUAGCAUCUCCUCCAGCGACACAGUCAUUGACUUGUCAAUGCCAAAUUUGGCCAGGAAGAGCUUCACUGGUCUGCCGCCGGCUGGUGGCUCCGAUGACCCCCAGUGGGUCAGCUACCGGCACUCGGCGAUGGCCUCAUUUGAUGCCCUGCGAGUCAGCAAGAGCAAGUCAAACCCUCAUCUUCCCCAGAGCGAGUUUCCCAAAGACGAGCCCAUUCAGAUGAGCCAGGAAACUCCUGAGGACCUGCCGAACAGACUGACCCAGAGGAGGCACACCUGGAGUCGCCUCUACAUGGAAGAGCUCAAGCAGUCAUCAGCGAAGAAGAAAUCCCUGGCAGCAUCGACUCAAGCAACAUCUUCCAUGUCCAAAAGCCUUGGUGAUCUAACAUCCGAGGACAUUUCCUGUAACUUUGACAGCAAGUACCGCAGCAUCAGCAGGAGCUUCAUCGUUCGGCCCUCAAGAGAGCAGCUACGCAGAGGAAGCCCACAGAAAGCCCGCCCCCCCAACGACCUGACAGAGCAGCUCCGCAAACUCACCGAUGUAGAGCCUCUGAGCGAGAAUGACUUUCUGCAAGCUAACACGCCAAGAGAAGCACAGGAUGAGCCUGCGGACGAAACUCUCGUUCGGAGGACAUCCUCGAGGAGCCAAAGUAGGGUCCGUUACAUCGCUAACCGGGCCAAGAAGGCACAAGAACGGCAGCGACUCCAGAACCUCGCCCAAGGCAGAAGCGCCAGCUUCAGUUGUGGCGAAAGCAUCGGCAGUCGUUUUGGCCCCAUCGAGGAGCGGGGAAAUCCCGAAGGAGCAUGUUGUGUAACCCAGAGUCCCUGCAACACCUCGGACCUGCUCUGUCACGGCACCCAAUUCGUACCCCCGACCAGAAGGUUGCAAUCCUCCCCAGACCCUCAAAACAGCGAAGUGGUUUUCAUGCUCAAGCUCUGAGACACGGCGAUACCUGGAGCUGAGCAUGACACAAACCAAGGGACUAGCCAACCAGUCGCUUGCUUUUUUUAAAAGUGGAAUUUUUAAAUCUUGCAAAAUGUGUCCAUCGUGUGUCGGAGCAAGAUGGUUUUUAACCCACAGUCAGAGUUCUUCUGAUUCUUAGACUAACGCCAGAAUGUAUUUAGUUUAAAUACAGGCAUUUUUAUACACGUCUUUAUGUUGACUCUCGUGUGAGCAUUUUUGAUCUCGACAUGAGCGUGCAGUAGCAAAGGUUUGACACUAGUGGGCAGCAUUUAAAGUGAUUUUUAACUUACUUGAACUGUCAGUUGGAACUCGGGACGCCUCGUGGGCAUGUUUCCAGUCGCCCGUCCAUCAAGCAAUACUUGGAAAUAAGCGGCAUGGAUACCAUUUUGUAUGCUGAAUCCCAAGCUCAUGGCUACGUGAACAAAAAGACAAAAUGGAGAUAUUCCUACAAUGCAGGAUUUCAUUUUUAGUAUUCCUUGUGUCGUGCUUACGUUGUAAUGUGACCAAGACGACCGUUCGCUCCCCUGCAGCAUGACAGCCCGUCUCUACUGCAGUCCAGCCACAAUACCACUGCAUGUGUUGGUGUACUGUUUUAUAUUUUUAUUUUUGCAAUGAUUUUAUUUUAUUUUUUUUUAAAUAGGAUGUGAGAUACCUAACUUUUGCUUUGAUAGCGGUCACAUCACAUCGGUCUGUGCUACUAAAAGAGGAUCUGUAUCGGAGCAUGAUAAAUUGUCGAUCUGCUGUAUUGUUUGCACUGCCAUGGAAGUUCCUUAACUCGGACAAUGUGUGUUCAUGACCUGAAUAAAUUCCAAGCAAAUAUUAAA